Messenger RNA from Poeciliopsis prolifica (blackstripe livebearer), 1709 nucleotides. RefSeq names its product E2F transcription factor 3 (gene e2f3). The transcript is spliced from 7 exons. The record is from RefSeq and is a predicted model, not a curated record. Gene Ontology annotation, biological process: regulation of transcription by RNA polymerase II. Gene Ontology annotation, molecular function: DNA-binding transcription factor activity, RNA polymerase II-specific; RNA polymerase II cis-regulatory region sequence-specific DNA binding; protein dimerization activity. Gene Ontology annotation, cellular component: RNA polymerase II transcription regulator complex. NCBI's taxonomy places the organism in Eukaryota, Metazoa, Chordata, Actinopteri, Cyprinodontiformes, Poeciliidae. Bases 127 to 1188 code for a protein of 353 amino acids.
AGGCGUGCUUAUCCUCCGCUGAGGCGAUUUGGCGCGUAAUACUUUUGUAUAUUUCUGAUUUCGGUCGGCGCAUAGCCUAAAGCAGGACCCGAGUGAUGCUAAAGUAACUUUUAAGACGUGUGCGAAAUGUUGUCAACACCAAUAGAGGAAAGAAAGUACUUUUGCAGCCCAGAGGCGAAUAGCAGACUGGAACUGCAGCGCCGUGUACCGCGCGAGCCUCAGGACGAAGGUGGGACCAUGGAGUCUGUCGCUGGGGGCAACCAAACCAACAUGGGCAUAGCCUGUCAGACCCAUAAUAUAAAAAAAGAAGCCAUGCUGCUGUUCCAGAAGACCCGUGCCGAUAACUCUCUGGUUCUCCUGACGAGGAAGUUUGCUCAGAGACUAAAUCGCUCUCUGAGUGGAGUGGUGGACCUCAACUUGGUCUCAUCGGAGCUCAAAGUGUCCAAGAGGCGUCUGUACGACAUCACCAACGUGUUGGAAGGGAUCAAUCUCAUGAAGAAGACGCACAAAAACCACCAUCAGUGGUUGUGCGGCCCUGUGGAGAACAACCUCGCCAGAAGCCUGGAGGCUCUAAUUGAGGAGGAGGAGAAACUGGACGAGCUCAUCCAAAUAUGUGCCCAGCAGAUCAGCAGGCUGUUCGAGGAGAACUUACACGACAGGUACGCCUACCUGACUUACGAAGAUAUCAGGAGCAUUCCGAGUUUUGAGCAGCAGACUGUGAUUGUGAUCAAAGCGCCGCCCGAGACUCGCCUUCAAGUGCCACAUCCAGAAGAGAGCUUGCAGAUUCACCUCAGAAGCGCCAACAGGCCCAUCGACGUCUUCCUCUGCUCUGACACGCCGGUUGCCAUGGAAUCUAUGGAGACGCCGGCUGUGGGCAGCGCCAGCGGUGAACAGGUCCAGCUACCCGCCUCUGUUAAAUCCUCCUCUGGACCUCCUUCCUUUUCAAUGCAGACGUCAGCCAAAGAGAAUGCUAAUGGUAGCUGUGAAACGAAAGGUUUCUCAAACCUAGAGUCUGAGGUGACACCACACUCGACACCGUUAAGUUUCAUCCCUUUGACGAACUCGUGCAGUAUCCCCCCGAAACUCGAACAUAGCUACGCCAUCCCGUCUCCGAUCUCCUCCUUUGACAGGGAUUGCCUCAUCAGCUUGACCACAGAUGAAGGCGUCACAAAGUUCUCCUCAGCCUGACAUGGAGAUGCUGCGUUGCUGAACAGACUCUGUUGGAAUCGUCAUUCAGGCUGAGGGGAAAUAACAAAACAAAACAAAAAACACUACUCACUCAAAUUGUUUUUGUUUUGGAACUUUUACUACCUCAGAGGAAACGUCACUCUGGACUUGCUCCGGAAAUGCUAAAAAAUUCAGGCUUAUUGGGUGGAAGCUGUUGGGCUACAGUGUUCAUCUAUCAGAGAUCACUAAUCUGUUUAAGAUUGAGUGAGAGAACAUGGAUAAUUUUUUCUACUGGAUGUGAUGGCAUAAAUGGCGUCGUUAUGGUUGGCGUGAUGAUGCCACCAGGAAGUUUCCACAGAAUCUGCCAGUCAUUCUGUCGUCCCAUGAUGUCUUGAAAAGACAUCCAUAUUUUGUGCCCACUCACCAACAUUUUAUCUCAUGACUCCAAACCUAUUUCCACUUUUUGCCUGUAAGCAGUGCCAGUGUACUUUACAAUUUUUUAUUGUUUUGGUCUGCAGGUGGAUAUCAAUUUUAUUGAUGAA